Molecule: messenger RNA, 4971 nt
Organism: Labrus bergylta (ballan wrasse)
Lineage: Eukaryota; Metazoa; Chordata; Actinopteri; Labriformes; Labridae
Product: pro-neuregulin-2, membrane-bound isoform
Biological process (GO): intracellular signal transduction; nervous system development; animal organ development
Molecular function (GO): signaling receptor binding
Source: RefSeq, a predicted model, not a curated record
GCAGAGAGAGUGGGAGAGAGAUAGCCGUUUAGAGCUAGGUUCGAGGAGAGGCUAAUUUACGAGUCCUUUUUUUGCCUUUCAGGAAAAGAGGAGAUAAGAGGGGGGUGGUUGGUUGAGGAGAAUGGAGAAUGCAGCAAACACAUUUUUAAGCAUGCAGAAGCGGGCCGUUUCCGGUUCUUAGGCUGGUGUGUCCCUCCAUCCGAGGCCAGCAGCCGUAUGGGGAAAGCAGCGGCAGACACAGAUGGCAUGGACACUUCCACAAGGUCUGCCGCCCUGCCCUGCCUGCUCUGCCGGAGCCCGUUCGCCGCCGUCUCUCUCUUCCAGCUCGCUCCGCCGCCCAGCAGCACUGCAGCACAGCACAGGCUGACGGCAUGAGGCUUGAUCCAGUGCAUUUCUCCAUGCUGGUCAUCGGGGUCUCCUUCGCCUGUUACGCCCCGAGUCUCAACUCCCUCCAGGACCAGGCGUACCGAUCAGCCGUGGUCAUCGAGGGCGAGGUGCGCUCCUCCACGGAGAACGUCUCCUCCCGGGAGCCCUACAGUGUGAAUGUCAAAGUGCUGGACGUGUGGCCCGUCAACAGCGGCGGCCUUGAGAGGGAGCAGCUCGUGACCGUCGGGGACUUCGGCUCCGAGGCCCCCUGCACCACGGUGGAGAAGGACCAUAGAUAUAUCUUUUUCAUGGACCCGACUGCUGAGCCCUUGGUAUUUAAAGCAUCUUACGCCCCUGUUGACGCCAGUGAGCCGGAGCUGAAGAAGGAUGUAGAGAGAGUGCUGUGCGAGGACUGCGCCUCUGCCCCUAAGCUCCGGCUGAUGCGAGGCCAGUCUCUGAUGGAAGGGGACAAGCUGUACUUGAAGUGCGAGUCAUCUGGGAACCCCAGCCCUUCUUUUCGCUGGUACAAAGAUGGACACGAGCUACAAAAAGGCAGAGAUCUUAAAAUUAAGACCAAUAAAAAAAACUCAAAGGUGCAGAUCGGUCGCGUCCGUCAAGAAGACUCUGGCAACUACACCUGCGUGGCUGAAAACUCAUUAGGACAAGAAAACACCACUAGUAUAAUCAGUGUACAGAUCUUGACCACAACCAGCCCGUCGUCAGGUGUGAGUCAUGCAAGGCGCUGCAACGACUCAGAGAAGGCUUACUGUGUGAACGGAGGAGACUGUUACUUCAUACAUGGUAUUAACCAGCUGUCCUGCAAGUGUCCCAAUGACUAUUCGGGGGACCGCUGUCAAAACUCCGUAAUGGCCGGUUUCUACAAGGCUGAGGAGCUCUACCAAAAACGUGUGCUGACGAUCACUGGCAUCUGUGUGGCGUUACUGGUGGUCGGCAUUGUGUGUGUGGUGGCCUACUGCAAAACUAAGAAGAAGAGGAAGAAGAUGCACAGUCACCCACACCAGAACCAGAAUCAGUGUGUGGAGCAACCCAACCGCAUGAUGGCCAAUGGACCUAACCACCCUGGACCUGGUCUUGAGGAGAUUCCGAUGGGCGACUACAUUUCCAAGAGCAUCCCAACAACAGAGUGUGUGAUCAGCCAUGGAGCUGAGGGUGCGGGCAACUACGCAGGGAGCCGAAUGUCAACCCGCUCCCAUCACUCCACCACUGCCUCACAUGCUUCAAGACAUGAGGAGCAGACGUGGAGCAUAGAGCGAACAGAAAGUAUGAACUCAGACUGCCAGUCAGGGGGGCUGUCAAGCUCAGUGGGAACCAGUAAAUGCAGCAGCCCGGCAUGCAUGGCAAGAAGAGCUGCCCACUGGGGCUGUGCGGACAUAUCUGGACCAGGGAUGCAGUACGGGGAUUCCUACGAUUCUCUAAGAGACUCGCCUCACAGUGACAGGUAUGUGUCAGCGCUGACUACGCCAGCUCGCCUGUCUCCUGUGGAGUUCCAUUACCCCCCGUUGCCGCCCCAGGUUCCCACCUUUCAGAUCACCUCGCCCAACACAGGCCACGCCCUCUCCCUGCCUCCUGCCGCUGCCGCCUACAGCAGAGAGGACGACCAGCCACUUCUACGUUGCCCUGAUGAUAGCAGUCUAUACAGGCAGCCGCGGCGUCCCCGGCGACCGUACCUAGCAGAGAGCACAGGAAGUCUACCAUCAAGCCCUUACCGUCUCCCUGACGACGAGGCCUACGAGACCACCCAAGAGUAUGCCUCUUCACGGGAACCCAUACGGAGCCGGCGCCGCCCACGACGCAACCGACUCAAUGGACACAUCUCCCAGCGCUCGGCAGGCCUAAGGGACUGCAGCUCACAGAGCAUUAGCCAGUCGGAGGAGGAGGAAGAGGAGGAGGAAGAGGAGGAGGAGGAGGAAGAGGACGCUCAUGGAGAGAGCACCCCUUUCCUAAGUAUGCAGAACAUGAACAUGGACCCGCCCCUAACGGUCCAGAGUUACCGUUCAUCAUCAGGUGCAGACACACGGACUCACCGCGCGCAGAGCCGGGCGGGAACACGCACCAACGGGCAAAGCCGAGGCUACCAGUCACAGCGCUCCAAGGCUGACAACGUUCCCCUUUAAGACUUAGCCUCUCCCUCACAGUCACCCAUUCUCUCCACCUCACACACUCCCCUUGCUCCUACACCAACCAGUGACUUGGGAUCUGCACCUAGGAGAAAUAUUUUUAUUUUGUAUAACAGACAGAUAUUCUAAACAAAUGAAAUAUUUAUUUUCAUUUCAGCAAAAAUUGUCUACUGGCUAACAGCAAAGAGUUUUUUUUAUAACGGGGGGGUAUUUAUAUGUAAAGUUUUUUGAUUUACAGCAUUGUAAGAGAUGAAAAUACAAGAGGAUUAUGUGCCAAUUUUUUCACAAGUUAGAUAAAUAGAAUAAUAUUGUGGUGCCUUUUGCUGUAUGCUGAAGUCGGAGGUCCCAUUGAGUUUUGUAGCCUUUCUUAUAAAGACUCCUUUUUUUAUAGAGACGAACCCUCUUCCUUCCUUUUGCUUUGUGUUUUUUUUUCACUUAUUUGGGAUCUUCCUCUUUUUUGAACUGUGAUCUGAUUAUGUCAUCAUGCAAUAUUAAUUUCUGUGUAAAUGUGUCUGUUUACAUGAGUAUCAUCCAUGCAAUACCCUCCUUUUACUUGGACAUCGGUCGCCCAUGUGACCCGAUGUGUAGGGUAGUUUUGCUGAUUUUUGAAUGAUUCAAAUUGGUUAUUUAUUUUCUCAUUGCUGCCUCUCAGUCAUCUGUCGUAAUUCCUGAAAAAAAAGAGUGUUACUGUUGUCAGGGGAAAGUGACUCCAAUUUCCUGUGUUGGUGUUCAGGGUGCUGCCAUGACAUUGGUGAUGGUUACAGUACGUAUGUCUGUAUUGUGUGUGUGUGCGUGUGCUUUCCGUGUGUGUGCGUGUAAGUGUGCUUGUGUGUGUGUGUGAGUGUGUGUGCAUGCUUGUAUGCGCACACACAAACCUCAUUAAGCCUCAUUUGGUUUUCUCGUCUGUUUACCUUGGAGGGUAUGGUCUCUUGUUUGACUGACAUGCUCCUACCACCAAUCCUCACGCUGCCAGAAGCUCCAUUGCACUGUUAGAACCUCCCUCCAUGAGCAGUCAUUGGCCAGGGAGCUGCUGAUCCAAACAGAACAUAAUACCGUUGUAAUCCAGCCUGACUCUGGCCUCCUGUGGGCUGCCCAGCCCACUCGUUUCCUAUGCCAGCAGCUUAGAGCCGCACUGUCUCAGGACUUCCCCAUCACAUCACAGCCAAAAGACUUAAAGCAGUGAGCGCACAGUUCAGUCACAGUCGUGUCCACAGUCAGAUCCGCAACCCGGAACUCUCUCUUUUCCCUCAUUAUUUUGGGUUUCUUUUUUUUUUUUUUCCACUUGUGACCACGAUUAAGAGAGCAUGGGCAAAAACUCUUGGAAUCAGAGAGCAGAUUCUUUUCUUUUCUUUUUUUCUUCUCCACUUUAAAUAAUUGUAUGUAUGUGUUUUAUUGUUGUGUUGCUGUGUAUGAGUCACGAUGAUGAUGACCCUAAUAACAAUGAUGAUGAUGAUGAAGUGAUGAAGACCACAUCUGUUCAUUAUAUUAUCUGUUAUUUAUCAAUGUUAUCCUACUGAGCGCUUUACAGGCCCUUUUUAAGUGGUGGGUCCCUGGAAUCACAACCACCUCUGAGUGAACAAAAAAAAAUUCUUGUGAGUCACUAUGUGCAGCUUCACACUGCUACAUGAUACUGGUAUGAUAAUGAUUACUGCAUCCUUGAUUUGCAUUCCUAUACCUUUAUUGAUUGAAUUUCUGUUGCCUGUUCAUAUCGACUGAAUGAUCUGUUACGUGUCUGUUUCUGUUUGCCCCCUUCCACUUCACGUUACCACCCACCUCCAUGCCUUUCUCACCCCUUUAGAAGCAACAAGUAGAAGAUCUUAGGCCCCAUUUCCUGACGAGUAUAGUGAACGGCAUAUUGACAGUGAGCUGAUCAUGUUAGAAACUCUUCCACUUCAGAUAUACAUCAGGUUUAGAAACCUCUCGAGCUCAAUGGAAAAACUGAAACUAGGUCAGAUACAAUGUGUAUCUCUAUUAGAGUUAAUUUUAAAAUGAGCAGAGCUUGUUGUUUUUCACACAGAAGAUGCAUGGGUCACUGAUAUAAAGUAUCGUAACAAUGGCAAAUCAACUACAUUUAUUUAAAAGAAAAUGUGUUUUUGGGCCAAAUGGUCUGGCUAGUUUUGUCUUAAUAUCACUGUAAUCAAUCUGGGGUUUGCAAUGUGGAAAUCCUGCAAGUGAGGGUAGUGUGCUUUUAGUGCUAGUUGAAUUAAUAAUACCUUGCCCUCUUUCUCCUAACCCUACAUGCACACAUACAGUAAACAUGGAACACAUAAAGCACACCAAAUGACACACACACACACACACACACACACACACACACACACACACACACACACACACACACACACACACACACACACACACACACACACACAGCCCGACCAUGUUUGUGUUUGUCACAGUUUGCCUUUGUCCUUUUCACCGACCAACUUUCUUAAUUUCCCCUCCUUCCUCGUCCCCCUUUCUUCUC